Messenger RNA from Lolium rigidum, 2207 nucleotides. RefSeq names its product protein FAR1-RELATED SEQUENCE 11-like. Gene Ontology annotation, biological process: regulation of DNA-templated transcription. Gene Ontology annotation, molecular function: zinc ion binding. The record is from RefSeq and is a predicted model, not a curated record. The transcript has 3 exons. NCBI's taxonomy places the organism in Eukaryota, Viridiplantae, Streptophyta, Magnoliopsida, Poales, Poaceae. Bases 1 to 2085 code for a protein of 694 amino acids.
AUGCCCGCUGAAUCCGCAUCUCGCGGCGACCUUCGAGAGCAGCACGCGUCCUCCAUGGAAGGAACCAGCAGCGGGGAUGAUGAGGCGGAGUACUCUUCUAACGACACGGUGGCGGCGGCGGCGGCUGACUCCGCCCCGUACAUUGGGCAGCGGUUUCCGACCCACGACGCGGCGUACGAGUUCUACGGCGGGCACGCGAAGCGGCGCGGGUUCUCGAUCCGGCGGCACCGGACGGAGGGCAAGGACGGCGUGGGCAAGGGGCUCACCCGGCGGUACUUCGUGUGCCACCGCGCCGGGAACGCGCCCUUGAAGCCCUUCGGCGACGGCGCCACGCCGCAGAGGAACAGGAGGUCCUCCCGCUGCGGGUGCCGAGCGCUCCUACGCAUCGGCAGGGACGCCGGCGCGGGGGGUCCGGAGUGGCGGGUCACGGGCUUCUCCGACCACCACAACCAUGAGCUGCUCCGGCAGGAUCAAGCGCGGUCUCUCCCCGUCAUCUCGGACACAGACAGAGAGCGGAUCUUACUGCUUGCGAAGUCUGGGAUCUCUGUGCAGCAGAUGAUGAGGAUAAUGGAGCUGGAGAAGUGCGUUGAGCCGGGGAGCCUCCCGUUCGCCGAGAAGGAUGUGAGGAACCUCACUCAUUCCUUCAAGAGGCUCGACCAGGAGGAAGAGAAGGUGGACCUGCUUGAAAUGUGCAGAAUUUUCAAGGAGAAGGAUCCCAAUUUCAAGUAUGAUUUCACCCGAGACGCGCACAACCGCCUUGAGAAUAUCACCUGGUCGUAUGCAUCGUCGAUUCAGUCUUACGAGGCAUUUGGUGAUGCUGUUGUAUUUGACACCUCCCAUCGGUUAACUGCGCUGGACAUGUCGCUAGGUAUUUGGAUUGGGAUGAACAAUCAUGGCAUGCCGUGCUUCUUCGGCGGCACGCUUCUAAGGGAGGAGAAUCUGCAAUCCUUCACUUGGGCAUUACAGGUGUUUCUCAACUUCAUGAACAGAAAAGCCCCUCAGACGAUAUUGACUGAUCAGAAUAUAUGUCUCAAAGAAGCAGUUGAAAAGGAGCUUCCAAACACAAAGCAUGCGUUCUCCAUCUGGCGUAUUGCAGCCAGGUUUCCAUCUUGUUUCAAUCCGGUUCUUGGGGAACACUACAAUGACUGGGAAAAUGAGUUCUAUAGGCUGUACAACAUGGAAAGCACAAUAGAGUUUGAUCUUGGGUGGAGUGGCAUGGUGGACUGUUACAGGCUACAUGGAAAUAGAGACAUUUCUAGUCUGUUUGCUUCACGGAGUAGCUGGGCAUCGCCAUAUUUGAGAGGGCAUUUUUCGGCAGGGCUGACUGCUUCUCCAGGAGUAUCAAAAUCAAUAAAUGAUUUCAUUCAGCGGCUCUUGAGUGCUCAAAGAUACCUAUCCCGUUUUAUUGAGCAGGUUGCGCUAGUUGUGGACUACAAAGACCAAGCUGGGGAGCAACAAACAAUGCAACAAAAUUUGCAGAACAUAAGCUUCAAGACAGCAACUCUAAUGGAAGGCCAUGCCGCGGCUAUUCUCACCCCAUAUGCAUUCUCGAAGCUACAGGAUGAGCUUGUUGCGGCUGCCCAUUACGCAUCCUUCAACUUGGAAGGGGAUGUUUUUCUUGUCCGGCACCAUACCAAGACAGAAGGCGGGUGCAUAGUCACAUGGAACCAAAGGGAGGAGCAAAUUUCUUGCAGCUGCCAAAUGUUUGAGUCAUCAGGGAUCCUCUGCAGGCAUACACUGCGCGUCCUCACAACGCUAAACUACUUUCAGAUCCCGGACCAUUACCUUCCUGUCCGAUGGCACAAAAACUUGCCGCCACGUUCCAAGUCCUUGAAUGGCGCUCCUAAUCAUUGCGGAGCAUCAGAGAGGGUGAAAGCACUUCAAUGUAUUGUCUCCGCUCUGGUCAGCGAAGCAGCUAAAUCGGACGAACGGAUGGAUCUUGCGACACACGAGGUUUCAGUCCUCUUGUCCCGGAUUAGGCAGCAACCUGUUUCGGUGAAUGUUUCAGGUGACAGUGCUCACUCUUCACUGGCAGCAGUGGCUAAGCAUUGCAUUUCUUCAGAGAAUGUAAACAUUAGCAAGUAGAAAGCUACAAGCAUACAAUACGAGUUUAAGCAGCUUUAUUUCUGGAGUAUAUCCUUGGCAUUCCCAGGGCAACAGUUCUGAAAUGUAAUGUCCUGUCUCUGAAGUAUGUUUAAAUUAGAUAA